CCAACCUGCUGCUGUUACCUUGUCCUUAUACCCACGGCAACAUUCUAUUUUAAUAUCUUAGACUAAAUUGGCGAGAAAUGGUAGAAACUUUCGACGAUAUCUCGAGGGAAUAGGUAGCCUGUACCAAAUACAUUUAACCUUAGGAUCAAAUGUUAUAAGUGGGACACAUGGGCCUGUUAGAUAAACUGUCGGGAUGGCUGGGCCUGAAGAAGAAAGAAGUGAACGUGUUGUGUUUGGGACUGGACAACAGCGGGAAAACUACCAUCAUCAAUCAACUCAAACCCAGUAAUCAAAGCUUAUUUGGCCCACUCUCAGACGACUGGAAACAUGUUAGUCAGGUAAAGACCCAGACACAAGACAUUGUCCCAACUAUUGGCUUCAACAUAGAAAAAUUCAAGAGUUCGAGUUUGUCCUUCACAGUGUUUGACAUGUCUGGUCAGAGCAGAUACAGAAACCUAUGGGAACAUUACUACAAAGAGAGUCACGCCAUCAUAUUUGUCAUCGAUAGUGGAGAUAAAUUACGAAUGGUCGUUGCCAAAGAGGAGCUGGAUACUCUUCUCAAUCACCAAGACAUCCGCAGUAGGAGGUUGCCAGUGCUGUUCUUUGCUAAUAAGAGUGACCUGAGAGAAGCCAUGUCUUUAGUCAAAGUCUCUCAGCUGCUCUGUCUGGAAAACAUCAAGGACAAACCCUGGCAUAUAUGUGCCAGUAAUGCUGUAAAAGGAGAGGGUCUACUGGAGGGGGUGGACUGGCUACAAGAUCAUAUCAAAACAAUGAAGACUUGAUGAAAUAAAAUGGAUGAAAUGCUUAUGAUGAAGGAUCGUAAUGGCGAGAAGAGAGAGGCCUCAGUGACUACAACAUGGCUCCUCCAACUGGGCGUGUCAUUGGUUAUCUGAUGUCACUAUUUAUACGGUGCAAGGGAAUCCCUUGUUUCCUCUUUCUAUUUGUUACUCUGUCAUGAUGGCUGCUGUAUGAUACUGUUGUAAAGUGUUGAUGUGAAGUGUUGCUGAACAGCUUGUUGCAGUGUAGAGACCACCCUCAGAGAUUGUUUCAGUGUUAUUCAGUGUUACACCACGUGGUGUGUAACUGUGCUGUCUGAAUGUGGAAAGAUAUGAUUCAUGUAUUCUGUUGUAACAUUUUUACCCUCUACAUUUCUGAGCUGUACUUAAUGCUUGUUUUUCUAUGCCAUUAAAUGUGCUGUGACUGUUUUUGACACAUAA
Molecule: messenger RNA, 1217 nt
Organism: Salvelinus fontinalis (brook trout)
Lineage: Eukaryota; Metazoa; Chordata; Actinopteri; Salmoniformes; Salmonidae
Product: ADP-ribosylation factor-like protein 6
Exons: 8
Coding region: 168-782 (204 amino acids)
Biological process (GO): cilium assembly; vesicle-mediated transport; intracellular protein transport
Cellular component (GO): axoneme; cytoplasm
Molecular function (GO): GTPase activity; GTP binding
Source: RefSeq, a predicted model, not a curated record